AAUUUCACUACCAAGUACCGAGAUGAACAAGGAGCCGAAGUGUGGAGUUCCCGAAGGCGGAGGGCUGAAGGCUGCCAGCUGGUUCCUUCUCUGUGGCAGUGUGUGUGUAAUACCACCUUGUACUACUCGCUAAGACGCUGUGAGGUCCCCAAAAGUGAGAGGUGCUGAGUCAGCCAGCAAAGAAGCAUCUCAGCUCAGCUUGUGGAUCCAUUGGAGCACUUCUGUCACUACUCUUGCAGGGCAGCUCUAGUGAUGGCAGCUCGGCUGCUGUACUCUGGGGACCGCGUAGUGACAGUUUCAGCGAGGAGUCUGCGUUCGCUGUGUGCCGGCCGUAGGUUGUUCUCCAGUCAGGGUAGCAACAACUCCAACGAAGCCACCCCCCCACCUGAUGUCAAGGAGGUAGCCACAGAACAACUGGACACGUGGUUGGACAUCCGUGCGGGGAUUUUUGGUCCCAGUGACCAGCGACUGCCCCUGCCCGGCAAUGUGGGGCUGAGUCACCACCUUGGCACACCUACUCGUGCCCCACCCCCUCCACAGCUCACUUCUGUUCUGCCCCGCCCCCCUGUACCCGAUAUUCUCACCUACAAGACCAACCAUGAAAACCAACUGCAGGCGCUGGGUCAGUGCAGCCCCGAGAAACUGCCAGACUUAGAGGACUCCCCCAACCCAGCCACCAUGCCCCCUCACCCCUCCGAUGUGCUGGAGUGUAAGGUGCAGAAGUGCCCUGACCUCAUCAAGAAAGACUUCCUGGACCUGUUCCCGGGCCGCAACCUGAGAGACGGGCCACUGUCUGUGGUGACGCUAAGCCAGAGGACCAAGCACGACAUGAGCUGCUGGUCCGAGGACAUGGAGAAUGAGAGGGAGGAGCUGCAGCUUUAUUUCAUCCUUGCUGCGGAGGACAUCUGUGCCAUCCUGCAGCGUGAGGGUUACUGGGCAGAUUUCAUUGACCCAGCAUCCGGCCGCCCCUUCCUCGGCCAGUUCACCAACUCCACACUUUUCGAAACGGAUGAACGUUACCGCCACCUGGGCUUCCGAAUAGACGACCUGGGGUGCUGCAAGGUCAUCUCCCAUCGUAACUGGGGCACACACGUGUUUGUGGGUGCCAUCUUCACCAAUGCUCCCAUGGACUCGGAGGUGCUGGAGCAGGCACUCACGAAGCAUGAGAGGAGCCGCUCCCCCAACGAACACUAACCCCGGUUUGGGUUAGUGACUCCUUCAGCCCUGUUGUCUGUGAUGCCGAGCUGGAGACUGCUGUGGCACAACUUGCCUCCUGUUACUAUCACUGCACUGCGCUGCAGAAGACAACUUUGUGCAAGCUAUCUACUUAAGGAAAUAACUGUUAGUUGGGCAAUGUUAAUUUUUUUUUGUUUUGCACCAGCUUGACCUAAAAUGUAUAAGUGCUUGAAGUGGCUCAUGUUCUGGCUCUAAGUAACCAUGUUAGGCUUGCCGGCAGCACAGGAAGGAGAGAAGUAGAGAAGCAGCAGGGAACCACUGUAGUUUUCAUGCUUAGUAAAGGUGCUGCCACCCAGGCAUAUUCCCGGCAGUGUGAUGCUCCCGUCACCUGCUGGGGGGGGAAACCACGUGCCAAGGAACACUGCCAUCUUGAGAGAGACAUUGGUGGAGAGAGAAUGCAAGGAAUUCCCUCAAUACUUGAAGAAAACAGGAAAAACAGGAAACGUGGUUGUAAGUGUGCAGUAUUGGGCUGGCACCUUUAGAGUGAGAGCGUGAUGGUUCUUACCGUGUGAUAUCAGUCCACCAGGAUUGUUCUCUGUAGUGUUAUCAUGUACAUACUGUAAAUGAAGCUUAAUCAGAUGUGAACAAGUAUCUGUAUGUCUUGCCAGUCGGUGUGAAGAAGUACAUUCUAUUAUGAUCUGUCCUACUAAGUAAUUCUUUGCAGAUUACAUCAGUUAUUCUAUCUCAAUAGUUUAUGCAGGUUAUUUUGACUACAUUGUCUCGGUGAUUUAAGGCUUUACAAUCAAGUCUACUAUUUUAAGUUUAUUCUUUAUUAGUCAGUCAUCAGUCACUCAUUUGUGCAGAGGGAUGCUUGAAGGAGGAAGUGUUCCUGAAGAAAAUGCUGAAGCAAGACAAAAUGCAGGCACUGGAUGACUUUUUGGUUGCUUAAACUUUUAUGUGAAGUAAAUGCACACAAAUCUAAUCUUCCAAGAGCACAGUACAUGCAUUUCCUCUCAGGUAGGCAGGGGACCAAGCUUGGGCUGCUUACCCGUCUGGUUCAUUAGUGUGCACAGCCUCAAUGGUUACCAAAAUGACUGACCACAGCUUAGUACAAACUCCACCAGUCAUUGUCAGCACUGAUGUAAUCUGUUAGCUCACUGGCUCUUGACCUUUGUGGCAGUGUCAGUGCAGUGGUGAGGGUCCUGACCUGUGGUGAUUCCUCCCACCACUGUUCACCUCAUCAGUGUGGUGAAAACCACUCCCAUCACUGUACACCUCAUUGUGAUGUGACCUCUCUCAGCCACUGCACAUCAGUGUAGAGGCGUCCUUCCCUGCCACUCUAAACCUCAGUGUGGUGGUGACCACUGGCAGCCACCAUACACCACCUCACCCCUCACACUUGUGCUGCACACCAAGGGCUUGUUGAAGUCACUGGUAAAUCAUAAGGUGUGAAGUAGUUUUCUUCAAUCACUAUUCUGAAGUUAAGAAAAAAAUAUAAAUUGGAAUAACACAAAAUUUCAUUUUUUUUUUUUUUUUACUUUAUGCAUUUCUCUAGAUAUUUAUUUGUAAAUGCAUUUUCUGUGUUCUCAAAUUAGGAUGAUGAAAAAAAAUCAUUUCAUUGGUAACUUAAAAGUUUGGAAAAGUUUGGCUGUGCUUUUCACACUUUUUAGCAUGAGUAGUAGCUGACCACAGACUACCAUUAUUGCUUUGAACUAGCCAUCCUCUCUCUCUCCCUGAGGAAAGUAAUGAAACAAUAUACCUAUUUAUUAUUAGAUAGCUGGAAUAUCAAAAAUUCUUUUCAAGUGGUAUUUGUUAGCAUUUUUCUUUUCACCCCUCUUCUUUAUUGGCCUGUGCUCUGUCUGAAAAUAACACAGCCUUCCUGCCCCAGCACACUGUCCACAGAGGUCAGGAGCCGCUGUGCCAGGAACCGUGAGGCAGAUGUAAGGUUCACGUACAGAGGACAGUUGUUCAUCUGUGUGUGAGGCUACAAGGAAUCUGUGUAGCAAUGAAGUAAAUGUAUAUGCAUCA
This is a messenger RNA of Scylla paramamosain (green mud crab), 3204 nucleotides long. Its product is annotated as cobalamin trafficking protein CblD-like. The transcript is spliced from 8 exons. Bases 253 to 1194 code for a protein of 313 amino acids. NCBI's taxonomy places the organism in Eukaryota, Metazoa, Arthropoda, Malacostraca, Decapoda, Portunidae. Gene Ontology annotation, cellular component: mitochondrion. Gene Ontology annotation, biological process: cobalamin metabolic process. The record is from RefSeq and is a predicted model, not a curated record.